This is a messenger RNA of Conger conger (European conger), 5284 nucleotides long. Its product is annotated as NACHT, LRR and PYD domains-containing protein 12-like. The transcript is spliced from 10 exons. Gene Ontology annotation, molecular function: protein binding. The record is from RefSeq and is a predicted model, not a curated record. The coding region runs from base 330 to 3458 and encodes 1042 amino acids. NCBI's taxonomy places the organism in Eukaryota, Metazoa, Chordata, Actinopteri, Anguilliformes, Congridae.
CUCAAAUUGGUGGUGCACUUUGUUCUAUAAGAUACGUUUGGUACACAAAUUCUCAGUCUCUGAUUGCUACUUUAGUUUGUUUCAUACAGGCUAGACGCUGAUCUGGAAGUAUCGGACAACAGCUCUAUUAAAAAAAGGUGCUCAUAAUGGCUUCCUUGACUUUCAUUGGCACAACUCAGGUCCUCAUGUCAACCCAAUAACAGACUCCAUAAGCAAUCAAAAGCCAAGAACCAAGACUAGAUACUGAAAGCCCUCUUAUACCCUGCAGCAGUGACGAAAUUGAACACACCUGACUGAGUUCACACCUGUUCUUAGAGUAGGUGUCUCUGAUGGCUGGCCAGGUCUUGGAGAUUCUGGAGGACCUGACAAAAGAAGAAUUUUUAAAGUUGAAGUUGUAUCUGAAUGAAGAGGUGCUGGAAGGAUGUGGACCCAUCCCACAGGGUCGACUGGAGGACCAAGGUGUGACAGGUGUCGUCAUCUUGAUGAAGAGUUCCUAUCAUAACAAGAUGGUGCAGGUCACACUGGAGAUCUUAAAGAAAAUUUCGAGAAAUGACCUCGUUGAGAGACUGGAAAGUGGUAAGAUGCAUCCAUCUCAGGAUCCAGCUGCAGCUGGUGAUUACAGCCCUGAGAGGAAGCCUGUGUCUGAGACCCAGCAGGGAGGGGCACAGCAGUCCCUGACUGUUGAUGUACCCCUGAGCUCCAAUCACCAGGAUCUGGACACAGAAAAAAACCAAUGUGCUCAACGUGUCCAGAAGAACCUGAAGUUGAUUCUGAAGCAGAAGUAUGAGUGCAUAUAUGAAGGGGUUGCUAAGCCAGGAAAACAUGCCCUCCUCAAGAGCAUUUACACAGAGCUCUGCAUCACAGAGGGGGACUGUGAACGGGUCAAUAAUGAACACGAGGUGUGGCAGAUUGAAACAGCAACCAGGACACAGCCUACACAAGACACUGCAAUUAAAUGCAACGACAUCUUUAGACCCUUAGCUGGACAAGGCAGACCCAUCAAAACUGUAAUGACCAAGGGCAUCGCUGGUAUUGGAAAAACGGUCUCUGUGCAGAAGUUCAUUCUUGACUGGGCAGAAGGAAAAGCUAAUGAGGAUAUUGAUUUCAUGUUUGUCCUUCCUUUUUUGGAGCUGAACUUACUUCAUGAGCAGCACAGUCUCCUUGAGCUUCUGCACGUCGUUCACCCUGGAACGAAAGAGUUUGAAAACAUUGAGCCUGAAAAUUACAAGGUUUUGUUCAUCUUUGAUGGUCUGGAUGAAAGCAAACAUCCCUUGAAUUUCAGACACAAUACGAUCCUGUCUGAUGCAAGGAAGACAUCCCCAGUGGAUGUGCUACUGACAAACCUCAUUAAGAGGUCUCUACUUCCCUCUGCUCUCCUCUGGAUCACCUCCCGACCAGCAGCAGCCAAUCAGAUCCCUCCAAAAUGCAUCCACCGACUGACAGAGGUCAGAGGGUUCAAUGAUGCACAGAAAGAAGAGUAUUUCAGGAAAAGAUUCACAGAUCAGAGUCAGGCUGGUAGAAUUAUCUCUCACAUAAAGAAAUCCAGGAGUCUACACAUCAUGUGCCAUAUACCAGCCUUCUGCUGGAUGUCUGCCACUGUUCUGGAGCGACCUUUGGAAACUGAGAGGGGAGAAAUCCCUGAAUCACUGACUGCAAUGUACUCACACUUCCUUUUAAUUCAGGCUGAAAUCAAGCAUCACAAAUAUCAAUACCAUGAGACAGACCCACAGACACCUCUGGUGUCAGUUAAAGAAAUCUUUCUCAAACUGGGGCAGCUGGCUUUUCAAUGCAUAGAAAAGCACAAACCAAUAUUUCAUGAAGAGGACCUGAGAGGAUGUGGCAUUGAUGUCAAAGAAGCUUCAGUCUACUCUGGGCUGUUCACAGAGAUCUUGAAAGAGGAGUCUGUGCUGCAUCAGAAGAAAGUCUACUGCUUUGUGCAUCUGAGCCUCCAGGAGUACAUGGCUGCUUUGUAUGCGAUUCAUUCCUUCAUCAGCAAGAACUUCAGGGCAUUGAAGCCUUUUUUUGGUCAAAAGACUUUAGCAACUCUCCAUGAUUUGCACAAGAAAGCUAUUAAGAAGGCUUUGGAGAGUAAGAAUGGACACCUGGACCUCUUCCUCCGAUUCCUUCUGGGCCUCUCACUGGACUCCAAUCAGCGCCUUCUCCCAGGUCUACUGCCAGAGACUGGAAGCAACUCUGAGAGCAUCCAGAAAACAGUUCAGCACAUCAAGGUCUUUAAAGAGAAAGAUCCCUCUCCAGAAAGGUGCCUCAAUCUGAUUCACUGUCUGUCUGAACUCAACGAUGAUUCAAUUAUGAAGGAAACCCAUGAGUACUUGAGCUCAGGAAGUCCGUUGGGUGAAAGGAUCUCACCUAUGCACUGUUCUGCCCUGGCUCACCUGCUCCUUGUGUCUGGGAAGGAGCUGGAAGAGUUUGACCAUAAACGGUACAACACCUCAGAGGAGGGGCGAAGGCGACUGGUCCCAGCUGUGAAGUGCUGCAAGAAGGCUGUACUCAGUGGCUGUAAUCUCACAGAGAAAUCUCUUCAGCUCGUGGGCUCCGCCCUGCAGUCAGUCUCCUCCCCCCUCAGAGAGCUGGACCUCAGCAACAACAACCUGCGAGAUUCAGGAGUGGAGCUGCUCUGUGCUGGACUGAAGAGCACAAACUGUAAACUACAGACUUUGAGGCUCAGGGAGUGUAAUCUCACAGAGGGCUGCUGUGAUGUUCUGGCCUCAGUCCUGCGUUCUCCUCACUCAGAGCUGAGAGAUCUGGAGCUCAGAGACAACAAGCUGCAGGAUUCAGGAGUGAGAGCGCUCUCUGCUGGACUGGAGGACCCACACUGUAAACUGCAGAGACUGGGACUCAGGGGCUGUAAUCUCACAGAGAAAUCUCUUCAGCUUGUGGACUCCGCCCUGCAGUCAGUCUCCUCCCCCCUCAGAGAGCUGGAUCUCAGCAACAACAACCUGCGGGAUUCAGGAGUGGAGCUGCUCUGUGCUGGACUGAAGAGCACAAACUGUAAACUACAGACUUUGAGGCUCAGGGAGUGUAAUCUCACAGAGGGCUGCUGUCAUGUUCUGGCCUCAGUCCUGCGUUCUCCUCACUCAGAGCUGAGUGAUCUGGAGCUCAGAGACAACAAGCUGCAGGACUCAGGAGUGAGAGCGCUCUCUGCUGGACUGGAGGACCCACACUGUAAACUGCAGAGACUGGGGCUGUCAGGCUGUGGAGUCACAGAGAGAGGCUGUGAUUCUCUGGCUUCAGCUCUGCGUUCAAACGCCUCACACCUGAGAGAGCUGGACCUGAGCUACAAUCACCCUGGACACUCAGGAGUGAGAGCGCUGUCUGCUGCUAAACUGGACACACUCACACUGCUUGUAGACCAUGGAGGAGAGAGCAGGCUGAAACCAGGACUGAGGAAAAGUCUCUCUGCCCUGAAUCCUGUGAAAUGGAGACAGCACAUCCACUGACGAGCAUUGGAAGGACAGGGACGUAAUUUCAACAAGGGAAAAGAUUCUCAGUCUUUUACAUGCUGUAGGGGAAAAUUCACAGAACAAAAGAUAUCCCUCCUAAAAGCAUGAUAAACAAUCACAAGUCAAAAUCAGACUCCACCUUGAUGAGCAGGCUGGUUCCUCCAAAACUCUCGACGAUGUGUGCUAAAAGUGUAUUAAUAUAUCCAUAUUAAAGUAUGAUAUGUACCCUGUAUAGUUUCAAACUGAUUAACUGCUAAAUUGUGCUAGAAUUACACAGUGAACCCAUAUGUAACCGGAGUUGAAUAAAGCAGCCAGCUGGGGGGGGGGCUUAUGAGCUGAGCUUAUGAAAACGCAAGAAACCAGUGAAAACUGUUGAAAUAAGAGCAAAGAAUGGAAAGAAUGCAACAUACAUUUUAAUCAAUAUUAAUCAAAUGUUUAGUAUGUCUGUAUAUUUUCAAUGAUUUACUGCUGAUAAGUUUGUGUUAGAAGUGCAUAAGUGACCCAUGUGUUAAAGUUGAGUAAAAUAAUUAAUAUGAAGUGGAAAGUGUAGGGCGGCCUGUAGCGUAGUGGUUAAGGUACAUGACUGGGACAUGCAAGGUCGGUGGUUCUAAUCCUGGUGGAGCCACAAUAAGAUCCACACAGCCGUUGGGCCCUUGAGCAAGGCCCUUAACCCUGCAUUGCUCCAGGGGAGGAUUGUCUCCUGCUUAGUCUAAUCAACUGUAUGUUGCUCUGGAUAAGAGCGUCUGCGAAAUGCCAAUAAUGUAAUGUAAUGUUGACUUGCCUACUUGAUCCAAUCCCAGGGUUUGAUUUGCACUUUAUUGUACGUGGCUCUGGGUAAGAGAGUCUGCCAGAUGACUGUAAUAUAAUGUAGAGGAAAGAGUAGGAGGGUACUACUUGAACCAUUCACCCUACACACAUUGCUCCUGUGUCCAACACCCACAAGAGACACAUUGUAUGAGUUAGGAAGACGCUUAUGAAAAUAAAAUCUACAGAUUAGAGGUAAAAACAACAGAGCAUAAUCCUAUAAAUCCCCUGGACACCAUCCCCUCCCAUGGUCAGCAUAUCCCCGUUAUGUACUCCUCAAAGAAGUGAGGAAACCAGUCAAAACAUUGGGCAAUCUUCAAUUUAAUUUAUUUUUGUAUAGCACUUUUCACAGAAGACAGUAGCUACUAUUUACAGAGUAACAGAAGGGAAUUAAACAUAUCAGGCCAAAACCCCCAAUAGCAUAUGAGGUAAACGACUCCCUUUGGGAACAGAAACCCUCAAACAAUAGCAAUGUUCCACAUAAUUAAGCUGAAAGCCUAAAAUAUUUUUACAUAAACAUCGAUUUAUGUGAAAUUGGCCGCCGCGACUUUAACUAAUUACGAUAGAACAGGUUUUUUGUACUACUAAAUGUCAGAGUUCCAAAUCAAACCAAAUACUUCUACUGCUAUUCUGUUUUUUCCUCAUUAUGUUUAGACAUCCAAUCCCGUGUCUGUAAACAGGUAAAAAUUUGUAAAACACAGACGAUUGGCCAUAUGCCUAUAUUUCUAUCUAAUUGGUAGCAGAAAUACGAAAGCUUACCUUAUCACCUAGCAACUGCUGCACGGGCUGUCAGUCUGGCGCGUGCAUUCACUUCAACGACUCCACCAUCGGAAAGUUCAGCUAGCUACUAGCCUAGAGGUAAUCGCCUAAUACUUCUGAUUUUUAUUUUUUUUAUUUUGUCGGUUUUAUAAAAUGCAUAGGUGCCUUAAUACCCUCAGGAGAGGGGAAGAACCUAUGUUUUUUAUUUUUGUUUGAGCCUUUUUAUGAAUAAACGCACCCUUGAGUGCUUAAAACUGCAA